GGGGCGGCGGGGUGGGCCGCAGGGGCCGCACAUCCCGGUGAUCUUCUUUUCGUUUCAGAGCCGGCCGCGGCGCGCUCACCAUGUCCCUGGCGGCCUCGGCUGGCCGGGGCCCGGGGGCCGUGUGGUCCCCAACGCACGUGCAGGUGACGGUGCUGCAGGCGCGGGGCCUGCGGGCCAAGGGCCCCGGGGGCACGAGCGAUGCGUACGCGGUGAUCCAGGUGGGCAAAGAGAAGUACGCCACCUCGGUGUCGGAGCGCAGCUUGGGCGCGCCGGUGUGGCGGGAGGAGGCCACCUUCGAGCUGCCGCCGCUGCUGUCCGCCGGGGCCGCGCCCGCGGCCGCCGCCACCCUGCAGCUCACCGUGCUGCACCGCUCGCUGCUCGGCCUCGACAAGUUCCUGGGCCGGGCCGAGGUGGACCUGCGGGAGCUGCACCGGGACCAGGGCCGCAGGAAGACCCAGUGGUAUACCUUGAAAUCGAAACCAGGAAAGAAGGAUAAAGAGCGAGGCGAAAUUGAGGUUGACAUCCAGUUUAUGAGAAACAACAUGACCGCCAGCAUGUUUGACCUUUCCAUGAAAGACAAGUCUCGGAAUCCAUUUGGGAAGCUGAAGGACAAGAUCAAGGGGAAGCAUAAGGAUAGCGCGUCCGAUACUGCUUCAGCCGUCAUUCCCAGCGUCACACCCUCUGCCGACAGCGAUGAUGAGUCCACUUCAAAAGACAAGAAAAAGAAGUCGAAGAUCAAGACCUUGUUUUCCAAGUCAAAUUUGCAGAAAACACCACUUUCCCAGUCCAUGUCUGUCCUGCCUACUUCAAAGUCAGACAAAGUGCUGCUUCGUCCUGGAGGCUUUCAGUCCCGGUGGGAGGAUGAUGAAAAUGAGGAUGAGUCCUCCUCUGCCUCGGAUGUCCUGUCUCCCAAGAGAACAGAGAGUGCACAUCCUAAGCAACUGAACCAGAUCAAUUUCAACCUUCCCAAGAAGGAAGGAGGACUCCCCUUUCUUGGUGGCCUUCGGUCUAAGAAUGACUUCCUUUCUCGCUCUAAUGUCUGUAUCAACGGGAACCAUGUUUAUGUGGAGCAGCCAGAAGCCAAGAGCGAGACCAAGGACAGCACCCCUUCUUCUUCCCCGUCCCCCCAGGGCUUCAGGAAGAAGCAUUUGUUCUCCUCCACCGAAAACCUGGCCACUCGGUCCUGGAAGGAGCCUGGGGACGUUGGGGCGGUGUCUUCCGACAGACAGUUCUCUGAGUCUUCCACAAAAGACUCUCUGAAAUCUAUGUCUCUGCCAUCCUACCGGCCACAGAUCAGUGGGGACAUUCAGGAGAACACGGCUCCAGUGAGCUUGGAGGCGGCAAAAGAAACCAAGGAGAGCAAGAAGCAGGAGAACAAGAAGUCCUCUUUGCUGUCUCUGGUGACAGGAAAGAAGGAUGCGGCUAAGGGCAGUGAAGGCGGAAGCCCCCCUACGGUCCCAGGAAAGGAGAAGGAAGGCACGCUUAUGGAAGUCACACCGAGGGGGGACCAGGCGGGGCCUGAUGGAAACCUAGUAGAAAGAUCCGAGAAGGAUACUACAGCUGUUGUCUCUGGACACGGUAAAUCCCUGAAUCCCUUUGAGGACGUGCAGAUCACAGAACCGGAAGCUGACCGAGAGCCCAAGUCUGAACCUACACCACCUGCUCCCUCUGUAAGGGCUCUGCAGACCAAAGCUGUCAAGCCUCGACUGGAAGUGUCUCCAGAGGCUCAACCCACAGCCAGGCUUCCUUCUUCCCCUGAGUCUCCUCUCUUUUUUUCCGCUCUUCUUUCCAGUUCUGGCCAGACACCUGUCCUUUCUAAACCGGGUCAUGGCUCAGAGACACUGUCCUCUGAAUCUCCUUCUGUCUUCUUCUCUUUCUCAUCUCCCAUAGCGGCCCCCAUUUCCACAUCCACGCCGGUUGAAAACUGGCCUUCCACAGACAAGGGCCAGGCCGGUCCUGAAGAACCAUCCUUACUCCUUAAAGCAGAAUUGCAAAAGGAGAGUUUAACACAAGUUCCAAAGACUGUUUCUUGUGCCUCGGGGUCACUUUCUAAACAGCUACCCACUCCAGUGAGGAAAGGGCCAGAAGAUUCUCCGAGGAAGACCAGUGAGGUAGGCCCGGAGAACACCGUCAGUAAUGACUCAGCAAAGUCUCUCCCGAAGCAGCCUGAGACCGAGCCACAAGAAGUUCUGAGGUUGCCCCCCUCAGAACAAACCUCUGUCCCUUCAUCUCAAGGGACCCAAGAAAUGACAUUCGCCCUUUCACCCCCAAGUGGCGAGAUUGAAAGCCCAGCUGGGAAGCCUCCGAUGGGGGAAGACACAGACGUCGCAAGUCCAUGUGGGUCUUGUGGGGAGAACAGAGUGAAGGACGGCAGAACGGCUUCUGCGGUUCCAGAAGCAGUGUCCCCUCUUCAGAUGGCAGAAUCAUCCCCCACUCUUGGCUGUGCGAUGCAGACGCACGAGGAGAAUGUCCAUGAGGGCCGAAAGAAAAUCAAGAAGCGGGUGUCAUUUUCUGAGCAGCUCUUUACGGAGGAGGAGUUAGAGAAGUUCCCCGGGUCGGUGGAGGAGGAUGAAGGGAACCCCCAGGAGCCGCCACGGGAAGGAGCCACGGCUGGAAAUGGGUCAGAUGGGGAGCCUGCCGGGUCUGUCCACACAGAGGACUCCAAGAGGGAAGCGGCCAGUCAGGGUGCGCUAGCUUCCACGGCUGAUCCCCUUGCCCUCCCCUGCGAGGAGAGUUUCUCAGAAGGCCCUGUGAGUGAAGCAAGCUCGGGGCAAGACCUUCCCCUCUGUGGGGUCGAGGGAGACCAUCUGCUCAUGGCCGAGAAUCAGAGCAAAGCCAGUGAUCACGAAGGCUUAUUGCCCGACUCCCUGGGCGGCCUUCCCUCUGCCCCAGGUGUUAGCUCUCCAGUCCUGGCUGACCUGGGCUUAACCCUUCCUUCCAUCCCCGAAGUGGCAUCGGAUGAUGAAAGAGUGGAUCAGGUUGAAGAUGACGGAGAUGGAGAGACGGCCCGGGUGGCAGCCCCGGAAGCCGGGCCUUCUUCCUUGAGCAUGUCACCUGCCUGUCCUGAGAUGGGAAAGGGGCCGAAAGGCCAGGCGGUUGGGUGGGUGGCGCCCACCGAGAGCCUGCACGACCCCCAGUCGAAGGCGCCCAAAGCACCCGUUACAGCUUCUUCUUCGGACCACAGCUUCCUGACCACAGCUUUGGGAAUUCAUAAACCAGAUCAUGGCAAGAGUUCACGCUCGGAUAAACAGCGGUCAGGUCCUGGUGGUGGCGAGAAGGAAGAGUUGCCGGGAAAUGGGGGGCCAAGCCAGUGUCCUGAAGCGGCCCUGGAUUCUCCUGUACCCAGCCCCUCCUUUUCUGAGACCUUUCCUGUUCCGCACUCUUUCCCUAGCUACCCACACGCUGACACGCACCACACCAGUACAGCAGAAUCUCAAAAAAAAGCAACAGCAGAGGGCCCUGCUGGUAAGGUGGACAAUUCUGGCAAGAGGAAGCCGCUUCUUCAGGCCUGGGUCUCACCCUCAGAGACACAUCCAGUCUCAGCUCAGCCGAGCAUGGGAACGGGGUCAGCCAAGCACAGACUUCAUCCCGUGAAGCCAAUGAACGCAGCAGCCCCCAAGAUUGUUAAUUCCAGCUUGGGCACUGCCACCAUCAUCAGUGAGAACAUGAUCAAUGAAGCCAUGAUGAAGAAAUACAACCCGUCGGACCCUGCCUUCGCUUAUGCACAGCUAACCCACGAUGAGCUGAUCCAGCUGGUCCUCAAACAGAAGGAGACGAUAAGCAAGAAGGAGUUUCAGGUCCGCGAGCUGGAAGACUACAUUGACAACCUGCUAGUCAGGGUCAUGGAGGAGACCCCCAACAUCCUCCGGAUUCCUGCUCAGGUCGGCAAAAAGGCAGGAAAGAUGUGAAUCGUCAGCCUGCGACACCGAGACUUCUUUGUGAGUUUGUUUCCACCUGCCCCGGAGGUCAAGGACUCAGCAUGCCUGAUAACCGGCACACAGGCUCGAAAUCAUCUAUCUCCCUUGUGUGUUAUCUGGCAAGAGUCCGUUCUACCAGUUGAGACCAGGUUAAUUAUUACAAUGAAUCUUUUACUGUACAGUCCCAGGGUUUUGUUUUUAAAUCCCACUGUGCCUUUGACUAUCCUGUAAAUAUUUUAUGCUCUGAUCGGAGACAUGGUCAUAAGAUCUGCUCCUGGCCCAGAGAUUCAGAUGGCGCAGGGGAUAUUCAUGUAUUUAACAUUGGGAUGAUUUUCUUUCUUUGAUAUUGAAAUUUAAAGAUACGUACCCCUUCCCCCCCCAGUCAGUAAAGCGUGGGGUGAAAUGAGAAGGACCGUGUGGUUGGUGUUGCGUUACACACACUUGCUUGGCUUUUGAGUAGCUCAGGGUGGCUUUUGGCUGCGGGUGCUAAAUUCUGAUACCGUGUGAACCUUCUGGGCUUCUUCGACUUGGUCUUGUUGAUUUGACUGGAGCAGGGGAGUUUAAAGAAAGCCCCUGAGUGUGCCUUGUAGAUUUUGAACAAGCUGCCUUUUCUAAACAUUAGCUACCACUACUCUCUAGCCUUAAAAUGUGCUCUUUAUCAAUCCUUAGGGCGUGUCUGUAGAGACACGAGAAGUAGAAUAGGGAAUUAGAGAAUCAUUUUGCACUCACUUAAUGGGGUUGGUCAAAGUCUCAUGAUAGCCAGGUUCCUAGCUGGCUAGAGUAGUCUAGUCGGUGCCUUGAUAAGGGAUUGGAUAACCCAUACACUCACUAAAAUGGUUCCGCCAGGUAUGGAAUGAUUUUAGUAGGAUUCCUUUGGCCUUGCUUGGCCCCCGGAUUUCCUCAGCAGCACUUCCCGGCGUUUCCCCCACCUUAUUAUAAAAUUAUGAAGAGCAAGAAGAUAACACUUAGUUUUGGUUUGCUGUAUUUUUAAAUCUAGGGGGACCCCCCCCCCCUUUUUUUUUUUUUCUUUUUUCUUUUUUUAAGCUAGGACACGUCUUCACUAAUAGCACCCAGUUCCGAUCCUUCAGGUAGUUUCAUUGUCCGGAACCUAAUACUGGAAUUAGAAUAUUUCUGCGUUGGUCAGUUUUUUCUCGUGGUUGUGACAGGAUCUGAUCAAAUCUUUACCACUCUCCCCGGGGGAAGAAUAUCUGAGGCUAGCGUGGUGGGCGGGGCUUGAGGAUUGGCUAGGGAUCGCUUCUCUGUCUGUCCUUGUUAUAUGGAGGUUAAGAGGCAAGAUGGUUGUCAGCAGAGGCCCUUUUCAGGAUCACGUUUGCUGCAAUGUUAGUUAUAUCGGAGCACUUUAAUCUGAAGGAUGAUACUGUAACUUGAUUUAUCGAAUUAGCUGUUAAUUAUCUUUAGCUAUUUUAUUUAAUACUGUCUUACAGUAGUGGGGACCACUGUAAGCCUCUCAGAUGCCUUGUAUUUUUGGAGUGCUAUGAAAGUUAUUUACAUACCUGCAAAAAGAACCUUAUAUUCCACUUGAACUCUGAAAAUGUGCGUGUAUAUAUUUAUUCUGCAAUAUAUUUUUUACUUAUAAGUGUAUUUUGACUGUGAUAACCCAAGUGUACUGGGGGCAGGUGUGGUCUGAAUGAUUUCUCCUUAGAAGGGCUGGUGUGGAGACCUGUUCACGAGAGGUGGUUGGUCUGGAGAUAAUCUGCUGGAGAUAAUGAGAGGGAAGUCUGGGUAGAGGAGUGAAUUCCUGUACUCUGAAAUGCCACUUGGGAACUCUGGAGAAUGAAGGACAAUUUACUUCAAGGGUGUCUGGCUUCUACCACUGCUGGAAAAAACCCGAAUUCAUAGCAUUCCUGCACCUCUCAGCAUAGAUCACCUGGAGGUCAUUAGUUAACGACUGUCCUCGAGGACUCUCGUCUCUGGGGGAGAAUUUAUCUAGGAAGAAUUUUAGUCUGCUCUGAGCCAUUAGCAAGGGUUGGAGCUCCUCUAACUGGCGGGGGUUGGGGGGGGGCACACACCCAAGUACACAAAGAGAGCUGGGACCCGCCUCUGGCUGCUGUAAAUGCUAACCCAGUUGAAGGACCCUGGGAGGCAGCUGUGUUCUGGAGAAGCUGGAGCAGCUCUCCUCUUCCUGGCCUUGCCCGGCUGCCUUCAGAAAGAGUAGUCAGGACUUUAGGGAAGCAUCCGAUUAAAUACCAAACACCUUGCAGUGAACUUCAGUUGGAGGUCAGACUCCUGAAAAAAUGUCAGUCCUUUGCCCGACUACUUGCUGUCCAUCUCAUUGGACUUUGACAGGUUUCUUGCCCUCCGUCUUAUUCCGGUGUGUUAGCCACAUCAGGGUGGCAGAACGCAGGAGCAAGAAAGUCUGCCCUUUGCCUCUGCUGAGUGGAGAGGUGUGUGCACGGAUGGGGUGUACGCAUGCCGUUUCCAGCUUUGCCCGCAGCGGGCGGCGCUCAGAAGGUCAGAGAGGAGGGAGGAUCCUCGCCCCUCAGCCACAUACUGUGUUGAAGUCCAGAGGCAACUUAAUGUUAAAUUAGGAUCUUCCUUCCCUGGGUCCUUUUUCCCAAUUGACCUUUCUGUUUUCUUUCUGAGAACUACUAAUGAAUUAUCCCUCAAGGCCGAAAGAGUCAUUGCCUUAGGUGGAGAACUUAACCUCCUACUAGUCACAUGAACGGCAACUCUGGUUUCUCAGUAUCUACUAUGGGAGCGACUGACUUGACCUCUUCCUCCCUCCGAUUGCAGGAUUGCCCAGCAUUUUUGGAUUGUAAAACUAUUCCCUGCCUUGUUACUUCGGGAAUUUUUAACUUCUUUGGUUUCGUUUUUAACAAGUAACCUAAAAUUUCUAUAACACUAAAUAAAAUGGUACUACCUUUCAAA
Panthera uncia (snow leopard) is the source of this 6806-nucleotide messenger RNA. It is a transcript of the gene RAB11FIP1, whose product is annotated as RAB11 family interacting protein 1. Gene Ontology annotation, cellular component: intracellular membrane-bounded organelle. Lineage: Eukaryota; Metazoa; Chordata; Mammalia; Carnivora; Felidae. The transcript has 6 exons. The record is from RefSeq and is a predicted model, not a curated record. Bases 81 to 3908 code for a protein of 1275 amino acids. Gene Ontology annotation, biological process: regulated exocytosis. Gene Ontology annotation, molecular function: small GTPase binding.